AUGUCGCAGCCCCCGAGCGGCGGCGGCCCCCCGGACCGCUUCUCGAGGAUGUUCCCGUUCCCGGGCAUGAUCCCGAUCCACGCGCUGUCGCCCCUCGAGGUCGAGCGCCUGCUCUCGACGAUCCUGCCCCGGUCCCUGCGCGACGUCGAGGGCUUCGCCGUCGCCCACGCGGCGCCGCCCGGCCCGAGCCACCUGCCCUGCUCCCGGUCGCAGAUCGACGCGCUCCUCGACGCGCACGCGUACUCUGAGACGACGGCGCCCGAGGCGCCGGGCGACGAGCCCAAGACGCGGUCCCGGGCCGCGGCCUCGAAGAAGCGCCAGCUCGAGGCCGAGGACUGCGCCGACAAGGCCGCGUGCCCCGUGUGCCUCGACGCCCGCGAGGAGGGCUGCCGCGCGGUCCGCAUGCCGUGCUGCGGCCAGCGGUUCCACCGGGGCUGCCUCCUCACGUGGCUGAGCGCCGAGAGCGACAAGUGCCCGACGUGCCGCGGCGAGCUGCCGUCCCCCGCGAAGAAGGCGCGCUGCGCCUACGAGGCGCUGGGCGUCGCGGAGCUCAAGCGGCGCUGCGACGAGCGCCACGUCGACGCGUCCGCGUGCGUCGAGAAGGCCGAGCUCGUCAAGCUGCUGGCGCGGGACCGCGACGAGGACGACGCGAAGCGCGCGGCGCGCCGCGCCGCGGGCCACCCCAUCCCCGACCGCGAGGCGCGCCGCGCGUCGCGCCGCGGCCCGGCCGCCGCCGCCAACGGCCGGUCGCCCGCGCCCGUGGCGGCGACGGUCCUCCCCGCGUCGCCCGAGGGCGCGCCCGCGCCGGCCUUCAUCCGCGCGCUCUUCGAGUCGGCCCGCGCGGGCGGCCUCGGCGAGCCCACCGUCAUCCGCGUGAACCGCGACGACCUCGAGCAGGGCGGCAUGCCCUUCCCCUUCCCCAUCUCGAUGAUCCCCUUCGCGCCGGAGCUGUCGCACCGCUACCUGCCGCGAACGCUCAACGCGAGCGCCGCGCGCCCCGCGGCCGACGCGGCGGCGCGCCUCGACGCGCUCGUGGCCGCCUCCGGCGGCCUCGGCUGCCGGUCGCCGCUCGCGGGCCACAGGCGGUCCGGCUUCGGGUCCUACCUCCGGAUCCUCUGCCACGAGGCCGAGCUGUCGCUCCUGCGGGGCCGCGUGCCCGAGCCGCUGCUCCAGCACGAGCUCCUCGCCGCCGGCGGCGGCCGCGUCGAGAGCGGCGGCGCCGCCUGCGGCCGCCGCGAGCUGAGCGGCUGCGUCGUCGAGAGCCGCUUCGCGGCGGCGGCCGCCGGCAAGCCGCCGUGCGCGCCUCCGCGGCGCGGCCGCAAGCCGCCGAGCGAGCUCGGCCGCGCGGCGCGGGGCGCGCGGGCCGCCGUCGACGCCUGGCGGGCCUGGGCCGCGGCGCACGAGUUCUGGAGCAGCGCGGCGCUCUUCGCGGGGCUGCUCCGGCCCCGGCCCGCGCUCGCGCGCGCCGUCGCGGCCGCGCGCGCCGCGGCGGGCCUCGGCGGCGCGCCGCGGCCCUGGAUCGGCGCCCACGUGCGCCGCGGCGACUCCUGCCGCGAGGGCGCCUACAUGGGCCGCACGUGCAGCGACGGCGCGGCCUACGCGCGCGAGGCCUGCGGCCUCGGCGCGCGCUACGGCUUCGGCACGCUCGUCGUCGCCACGGACAGCGACGCGGCCCUCGCGGAGCUCCGGGCCGCGCUGCCGGCCUGCGGCUGGCCCGCGUCGGCGCCCGUCGUCGCGACGCCGGCCGCGGCGCGCGGGGGAAGGCAGGACGGCGACAAGGCGGACGCGCGCAUCGAGGACCUCAUGGCCGCGGGCGUCGUCGACGCGGCGGAGGAGUUCGCCGCCGUCCUCGUCGACGUGACCGUGCUGAGCGACUGCGACGCCUUCGUCGGCAAGUUCACGUCGAACCUGGACCGCCUCGCCUACGCGCUCCUCGUCUUCCGGCGCCAAACGCUCGCGCCCUACGCGAGCCUCGACACGGCCUGGAGCAAGGACACGCCCGCGCUCUACGACCCGGCGGUCCACGGCCCGCUCCAGGCGACCCUCGCCGCCGCGGAGCACAAGAGCCGGCUCCGCAACGCGACGCGGAAGAAGCUCCAGGUCGCCGACUGCGCGACGCCCCGGGCGACGCCGGGCUGGUCCGACGCGCCCCGGAGCCGGUGGUGGUGCCCCGCUACUACUUCUUAG
Molecule: messenger RNA, 2187 nt
Organism: Aureococcus anophagefferens
Lineage: Eukaryota; Pelagophyceae; Pelagomonadales; Pelagomonadaceae
Exons: 4
Coding region: 1-2187 (728 amino acids)
Biological process (GO): protein N-linked glycosylation
Molecular function (GO): alpha-(1->6)-fucosyltransferase activity
Source: RefSeq, a predicted model, not a curated record